Molecule: messenger RNA, 2015 nt
Organism: Dermacentor andersoni
Lineage: Eukaryota; Metazoa; Arthropoda; Arachnida; Ixodida; Ixodidae
Product: ipis-1-like
Molecular function (GO): serine-type endopeptidase inhibitor activity
Source: RefSeq, a predicted model, not a curated record
UAUUGUCGCAGCUCGCGUUCGGGAAAUGACUUCCGCCGAGGACGUGCACGGAAAGCGCGGUUCCGCCACGCCGUCUCCGACGAACGCCACGAAGGGGUCGCCGACCGGCGAAGGCGUCGCUCGGAUCUGCAGCGCCCUCGCAGUCAACAUGUGCAAGCAGCUGCUCCGCAUAAAGGCGCCCAGCAAACCCGGCGAUUCCCCGGCGAACGUCACCUUCUCGCCUCUGGCUGUGGCCUCGGCGCUGUGCAUGGUGCACGCGGGAACGAGCGGUCGCACGUCGAGGCAGCUGGCCGCCGCCCUCCACUGCGCCGACAUCAGGACGGUGCACGAACAGUUCAGGCACGUCUUCAACGAGCUGGGCCGCUUGAGCGGCGAGAUCACGCUCAGCCUGGCCAACCGACUGUACGCCGACGACCGGUUCCGGCCGCUGGGCGGAUACCAGGCCACCCUGGACCGGUGCUACAAGAGCACCGUCGAGUCCGAGCGUUUCCACGCCGACCCGGAAGUCUGCCGCUCGAGCAUCAACGCCUGCGUCGAACGGACCACGUGCUUCCGCGUCAAGGAGCUACUUCCGGAAGGAAGCCUCGACUGCGACACCCUGCUGGCGCUUGUGAGCGCCCUCUACUUCAAAGGGCGCUGGUUCACCCCGUUCGACCCGGGUCGCACGGUGCCGGGCGACUUCCACGAGUCUCGCACCCGGGUCGUCCGCACGCGAAUGAUGUCGGGUGAUGCGCCCGCCCGGCUCAACCACUACUGCGACGGUUUGUCCGGGCGCGCCCUCGACGUCGCCUACGAGGACGGCGGCCGCUUCUCGAUGACCCUGCUGGUGCCGGACCAGCUGGACGGACUCGCGUCGCUCGUCGAGUCCCUGACGCCCGAGCGCCUGGACAGGAUCCUGCGGGGGUUCGACCCGCGGCAGGAUGUCCAGCUGGAGCUCCCGCGCUUCAUGGUGGAAGACACAACGGACCUCAGAGUCGUCCUGCAGGCAAUGGGAGUCAAGGACCUGUUUGACCCGCUCAUGGCCGAAUUCACGGGCUUCGUAAUGAACAAAGAUGCCUCCAAGAAGGACGGCAGCGCACAGGCGAAAGGAAUCACCCUGUCGGUCGCCAUACACAAGGCGCUCAUCGACGUCAACGAAGUAGGCACCGAGACAACCCCGCCCAAGGACGUUGCCAAAACGCCCGGAGGCUUCCUCGUGGACCCGUCUCGGUUCCGGGUGGACCGUCCCUUCUACUUCCUCAUACGAUGCCACAGCCCGGAAGUGAUUUUGUUCGCUGGCUCCGUACGCCACCUUUAUUUCUUCUUACUUCCAUGCAGACCGCUGCCGAACGAGAACGCCCUCAACGACGCCAUGCUCCAGUUCGCGGUCGAUGUGUACCUGGAGCUGAGACGCGGGACCGGCGGAGCUGGUUCCAACGUGCUCUUCUCUCCUCUGGCUGUGCAGACCAUGAUGGCCCUGAUGCUGGCCCUCGCCAACAGACGCACCGCCGAUCAACUCGCCCAAGCACUCCACCUGCAUGGAUGUCAGGGCGACGACUUCAAGCUGUACAUGCGGCGCCGCGCGUACAAGCUCACCGGCCUGGCGGGAGGACUCUGCUACUUCAGCUUCAACAACAAGACGCAGCUCAUCACAGGCAGUCACGUGGACCCGUGUGCCUCGGCCGGCAGUCGUCUACGCGCGGCCAUUGACUCAUUGCUCGUGGAGCACCAGCACGCUGAUUUCGCAUUAGAUGGCGAGGGCGUGCGUGAGCGCGUGAACGAGUGGCUACACGUGAUGUCGGCGUUCGAGUGCGAGCACGCCAUACCUCGGGGCGCUGUGAACGGCACCACGUCACUCCUGGUGGCCAGCGUGACGUCACUGCGGACGGCCGACUGGAAGUGGAAGUUUCGUCUUAGGGACUCCACGUCGGCCGUCUUCUACGAGUCGUCCGGAGCCGCGAAGAGAGGUAUGGAUGUAUAGGUUCGUCACUGUGCUUUUUAACGCACCGAUUCAUGUCAGGCGCUUUGCCAUGGGU